Molecule: messenger RNA, 2183 nt
Organism: Silurus meridionalis
Lineage: Eukaryota; Metazoa; Chordata; Actinopteri; Siluriformes; Siluridae
Gene: fkbp10b
Product: FKBP prolyl isomerase 10b
Exons: 10
Coding region: 163-1857 (564 amino acids)
Molecular function (GO): peptidyl-prolyl cis-trans isomerase activity; calcium ion binding
Source: RefSeq, a predicted model, not a curated record
UUGUGUAUCUGGCAACCAGGCAGGAGAAAAACCUCUGCUUCCACGAGUCUCCCAAACUCACACACACACACACGCGCAUACACACGGGACAGAUGUGCAGUGUGCGUUCUGACUUUAGAAGUGUGUAUAAGUGUGUAUAAGUGUGUGUGUGUUUUCUCCGUGAUGUCCCGCUCGAGGUUGAUCAUGAGCGCGGUGCUCGCGCUGUGGGCGUGCGGCUCGUGCAGCCCGGGGCCGGUGGAGGACGUGCGCGUGGAGACGCAAUCACGGCCGAAGAACUGCACCAGAGACGUGAAGACUGGAGACCUGGUGCGAUAUCACUAUAACGCCACGUUCCCGGACGGCAAACAGUUCGACUCCAGUUAUCAGAGAGGUAAAGCGUUUUUCGUGAAGGUCGGUGACGGACGCCAGAUAGCCGGAGUGGAGAAAGGCAUCUUGGGAAUGUGUGUGAAUGAACUCAGGAAGAUCACUGUCCCACCUCACCUGGCUUAUGGCAGUCAGGGUGCAGGUGACACCAUUCCUCCAGACACGACCUUGGUGUUUGACCUUGUCCUGCUUGACAUCUUCAACAUGGCGGAUCGCGUGAAGACGCAGGUGAUCCAGACGCCGCAGAACUGCACUCGCUCUGUCAUGAAGACCGAUUUCGUCCGAUUUCACUUUAACGGAAGUCUGCUAGACGGCACGCAGUUCGACUCCAGUUACGAUCGCUCUCAUACGCAGGACAAUUUAGUCGGAGACGGCUGGCUGAUUAAAGGACUGGAUGAAGGGCUGUUGGGGAUGUGUGUGGGAGAAAUGAGAAACUUUGUCAUCCCUCCAUUCCUGGCAUUUGGGGAGAAGGGAUACGGUAACGAGGUCCCACCUCACGCCACUUUGGUGUACGACGUCCUGCUGGUGGACCUUCACAACCCCAAAGACGACAUCAGGGUGGAGAUUCAGGAGAUCCCCGAGCCCUGUACACGCAAAUCCGUGGUCGGAGAUUACAUUCGCUAUCACUACAACGGAACCUUCCUGAACGGAGCAGCAUUCGACAGCAGUUACGAACACAACAGUACGUACAACACGUACAUCGGGCUGGGCUACGUGAUCUCGGGGAUGGAUAAAGGGCUGCAGGGGGUGUGUAUGGGCGAGAGGAGGAGGAUCACCAUGCCACCUCACCUCGCCUAUGGACAGCAAGGAGCAGGUAAGGAUAUACCCGCCUCGGCCGUGCUGGUGUUUGAUAUCCACGUGAUUGACUUCCACAACCCGAAGGACUCGGUGCAGGUUGACGUGACGUUCAAACCGGAGACGUGUAACGAGACCAGCCAAGCCAACGACCACAUCGAAUAUCACUACAACUGCACACUGAUGGAUGGCACACUGCUCUUCACAUCGAGCAAUUACAACUUUCCUCAGGAAGUGCAGUUAGGAGAAGAUAAAGUGAUCGAUGGUCUGGAUGAAGGUCUGAGAGGGAUGUGUGUGGGGGAGAAGAGGACCAUCAUCGUCCCUCCACACCUGGGACAUGGAGAGAAAGGAGCGGGGACUGUUCCAGGCAGUGCCGUGCUGCGUUUUGAGCUCGAGCUCGUCUCCAUACAGAAAGGAGUUCCUGAUGGAUAUCUGUUCAUUUGGUUGGAAGAGACGCCCCAGAACAUUUUCGAGGCUCUGGACAUAAAUCAGGAUAAAGAAGUUCCACUGGAGGAGUUUACGGAGUUCAUUAAGCGUCAAGUGGCAGAGGGUAAAGGUCGUCUGAAACCGAGACGGGAUCCAGACAGCGUCAUCGCAGACAUGUUCAAAAACCAGGACAGGAACGGAGACGGGCGAAUCACCACAGACGAACUGAAGCUUAAAGUGGAGGAGGAUGCAGUUCGGCAUGAGGAACUGUGAGAGCUUCAGAUAUCAGCACACACACACACACACACACACACACCCCUAAUUAGUCUGGGAGAUAAAAACCACUCAGGAUUUUGUCUAGGAAACCCACAGCCCCAGCAGGGGGUCUGCACUCGGUUUUGUCUAAACAACAAAACUAAAAUAAUUCGUUCUUGAUUUCCAAACACGUAAAUUUUUUAUUACAGUUUUAAAAAAUGUUGAUUGUGUUGUUAAAAGUGUUGGAUGUGAACUUUGGGAAUGUUCUGUGUAUAAACUAUGCAGGUUUUUUUUGCUGUAAAAUGAGUUCAAUAAAUGACUUGUAAAUGUGGUAUUUAAAAGCC